GUUGCCACUUAUAGUGUAAUAUAUGGACAGAUCAAUGGGGUGUUAUAUUUGACGUUAAAGAUGUCAUAAUUCAUGUUAUUAUCUGUACUAUAUUUGAAGAAAACAUUCUGUUACAUUAAAAUUGAAUCUCAAUCUCCAGGUUCAGGGGAUGUUGUCCGAGCAUUAAGAGGAGAAACCGCUCAUCUGCCCUGCAUCUUACGCCCUGAUAACAGUCAUACUAUAGAGUGGAAAAAUAAUAGUGCAUCUAUUUGUAAAUAUAAAUAUAAUAAUAAAACUUCAUUUGGAAGUUGCAUUUCUCGCUUCACUUUUAACAUUGAGAAUUUUAGUUUAAAUAUAGAAAAUGUUCAAAUGAGUGACUCUGGGACUUACUUUUGUAAAAAGACAAGAAUUAUUCCACCACCAACAUAUGAUGUCUUCACAAAUGUGACGCUCCAUGUUGAAGAUCUUUCCCUGCAGCAUCUGAACAGCAGUAGUAGCAGCUGUAUUCACUUGCUCUGCUCAUGGGAGAGUGAGAAUCCUGAGCCGGUGAACUUCACCUGGUUUAGAAACGCUCAUGAUGAGUUACCUCUUCGGCCUUCUUCUGUGGGAAAAAACAGUGAGCUGUAUCUGUGUCAACCAGCAUGGGAAAAAAACGACACGUUUACCUGCCAAGCAAGCAUCAACAAAGCACUUUAUAACAGGAGUAUAGAGCUGACGCAAAGCACAGAUUCUAAACCGAGCUUUCCAGUUAUUCGUGUGUCCUUUUACAUCAUCUUCAUCAUAAUCAUCAUCCUCAUCUUGAUACUGUUCUGCAUGUUCAAAUGUAACGGCAUGACCUUCUGCAAACCAUCAGCAUGAAAAGAGAAGACAGGAAUAAAAUACACUCAAUGAUUUGUUUUUACACACACUGAUUUUUCCGUGUAUAUAUUUUCAUUACUGAUAUUUCUGCUACUUUCUUUUUCCUUAACCCUAUAGUAUUACUUUUGAAUAAAUGCAAUUCAGUUUAAAGGUCACAAGUGGUGCAGUAUAGCACCUAUGUGUAACCUUAAGUAGUGCUAUAGUAGUGUUAUAUCACUGUGUUAUGGUUUGCAUAGGUGCUAUAUUGCACUUAAAGUUGUUUACUUAUGAUUACGAGCCAGUGAACCAUUUUUAGCAUCAUUUUUUAUGUGCAUCCAUAAACUUGUAAAUAAAUGUUUAUUCAGAUUUUUACUUAUCCCAAAUGUAUGUAAUUUACAAAGCUUUAUCUUGUGCAGAUUGUAG
This is a messenger RNA of Paramisgurnus dabryanus, 1239 nucleotides long. The record is from RefSeq and is a predicted model, not a curated record. Lineage: Eukaryota; Metazoa; Chordata; Actinopteri; Cypriniformes; Cobitidae.